CAUGUGUGGAGCGAAAGUGAAGACUGCUUACCUUUUCUGCAGCUUGCACAGGAUUACAUCUCCUCCUGUGGGAAAAAGACACUCCAUGAAAUAUUGGAAAAAGUCUUCAAAUCCUUCAGACCCUUACUUGGGCUUCCAGAUGUUGAUGAUGAUGCAUUUGAAGAAUAUAAUGCAGAUGUGGAAGAAGAGGAACCAGAAGCCGAUCACCAACAGAUGGGUGUCAGUCAGCAGUGA
Antrostomus carolinensis (chuck-will's-widow) is the source of this 234-nucleotide messenger RNA. RefSeq names its product maturin, neural progenitor differentiation regulator homolog (gene MTURN). The transcript has 2 exons. Gene Ontology annotation, biological process: positive regulation of megakaryocyte differentiation; regulation of signaling. The record is from RefSeq and is a predicted model, not a curated record. Gene Ontology annotation, cellular component: cytoplasm. The annotation marks the transcript as partial. NCBI's taxonomy places the organism in Eukaryota, Metazoa, Chordata, Aves, Caprimulgiformes, Caprimulgidae.